Geodia barretti is the source of this 789-nucleotide messenger RNA. Lineage: Eukaryota; Metazoa; Porifera; Demospongiae; Tetractinellida; Geodiidae. The record is from the annotation of a GenBank genome assembly.
AUGCGUUUAAUCACGUAUUUAUUCGUUGUUGCGCUACUAAUCGUAGGUAGUGCGCUCACCACACAUGCCUUAGUUCAAGACGAGGGUUUAAUCCUUUACUUCAGUUUCGAUUCACAAACAGACGGAUUCGUUGAAGAUGGAACCGGUGGCGGGAAUGAUGGCCUAAUCACUGGCGCGGAGAUUGCUACCGAUGAAGUCGUCCACGGUAAAGGAUCGUUGUACUGCGACGAUGGCGAUGACGGUGUGGCGGUCGAUUCCUUCAAAGAAUUAGAAGAGUAUACGGACAACUCCUAUCUCUUCUGGCUCAACUUUGUUGUGCCGAACUCCGGUGCCUGGAAUCAAAUCAUCGCGAAAAAGGCGCCCGGUUCUGACCGAUCUCCGGGUAUAUGGACCUGUAACCGCGUAACUUUGCACAUCCACUACCGUUUCAAUCCAGGAAACGCCGGAAGCCUUUGUGUCGGUCCUGAUGGUGAAGGUGAUGAAUUUGGAAUCGGGGACUGGCACCACGUUGCCGGUAUCAAAGAAGGUAACCAAUUCAAGUUUUACAUGAAUGGCGAAGUGGUCGAUGAACAGACUGUUCCCGAAGCUCAUGCACAAGGGACAGAAAAACUGUAUAUCGGCAAAACGGGUUAUGCUUCUGCGCUUUUCUACCUCGACGAGCUCUUUGUCUACGAUAGAGCACUCAGUGCUGCUGAGGUCGUAAAUGUUAUGGAGGGUAAUCUCACCCCUGUUGAACCGAAAGACAAACUCGCUACGACGUGGGGACAACUGAAGACACGUCGUGAUUAA